Ictalurus punctatus (channel catfish) is the source of this 3083-nucleotide messenger RNA. RefSeq names its product malic enzyme 2, NAD(+)-dependent, mitochondrial (gene me2). The record is from RefSeq and is a predicted model, not a curated record. Gene Ontology annotation, molecular function: NAD binding; malate dehydrogenase (decarboxylating) (NAD+) activity; malate dehydrogenase (decarboxylating) (NADP+) activity. NCBI's taxonomy places the organism in Eukaryota, Metazoa, Chordata, Actinopteri, Siluriformes, Ictaluridae. Gene Ontology annotation, cellular component: mitochondrion. Bases 158 to 1987 code for a protein of 609 amino acids. Gene Ontology annotation, biological process: pyruvate metabolic process; malate metabolic process. The transcript has 15 exons.
AUGCGCACAAACGCAACCCGAGACUUCACUGGAAGUCAAAUCUCUUCUGGUUUCACGCGCUGUAAAGCCGACAGCUCGAGCUCAAGCUCCGGUACCGACUGUAUGUUUAAAUAAUUAUGCAGUUUUAAAUUUUCAUUAUUAAUUUAUUAAUCUGCGCAUGCGCGUGAGAGCGAGAGAGCGAGAGAGAGAGAGAGAGAGGACACGGACAAGGCACGUGAAGGUGUGUGUUAGGUGUGUCAACAUGCUGUCGAGACUGCGUGUGAGUGUGUGGCCGUGUGUGAGUGUGUGUCGCUGCGCUCACACUAAAGAGAAGGGCAAACCACUGAUGCUCAACCCACGGACCAACAAGGGCAUGGCCUUCACCUUGAAGGAGAGACAGGUUCUGGGACUCCAUGGUCUGCUGCCCCCGAAGAUUGAGACUCAGGACCUGCAGGCCAUGCGCUUUCAGAAGAACCUGAGGAAGAUGUCUGAUCCCCUGCAGAAGUAUAUCUAUCUGAUGGGGAUUCAGGAGCGUAAUGAGCGUUUGUUCUAUCGAGUGUUAAUGGAGGACAUUGAGGCCCUGAUGCCUAUCGUGUACACGCCCACUGUGGGACUCGCCUGCACGCAGUACGGACACAUCUUCCGCAGGCCCAAGGGCCUGUUUAUUUCCAUUAUGGAUCAGGGACACGUCCGUUCCAUCCUGGACAACUGGCCAGAAACUAAUGUGAAGGCCGUGGUGGUGACAGACGGUGAGAGGAUUCUGGGUCUGGGUGAUCUGGGUGUGUAUGGAAUGGGUAUACCUGUAGGGAAGCUGUGUUUGUACACAGCCUGUGCUGGAAUCAGACCAGAAAGUUGCCUGCCGGUGUGUAUCGACGUGGGAACAGAUAACAAGAAGUUGCUAAAGGACCCGUUCUACAUGGGGCUGUACCAGCAGCGUGAGCGCUCACAGCGGUACGAUGACCUGAUCGAUGAGUUCAUGGAGGCGGUGGUGGAUAAGUACGGUCAGGACACACUCAUACAGUUCGAAGACUUCGGCAACCACAACGCCUUCCGCUUCCUGAAAAAGUACAGACACCGAUACUGCACCUUCAACGAUGAUAUCCAGGGCACUGCAGCAGUAGCUUUGGCGGGUUUGUUGGCAGCACAGCGUGAGGUUGGGAAACCAAUCACUGAGCACACUGUUCUGUUUCUGGGAGCUGGAGAGGCAGCUCUGGGCAUCGCUAACCUGAUCGUCAUGGCAAUGAUGGAGGAGGGAGUGAGUCUCACGGACGCUCGCAAGAAGAUAUGGAUGUUUGACAAAGACGGCCUCCUCGUCCAGGGCAGAUCUCAGUCCACAGACAGUAAUCAGGAAGCAUUUGUUCACCUGAGUCCAGGAGAUGUAAAGAGUUUUCUGGAUGCUGUUAAUGUCAUCAAACCCACAGCUAUCAUCGGUGUGUCGGGGGCGGGGCGUCUAUUCACUCCCGACGUCAUCAGAGCAAUGGGCUCGUUAAACGAGCGGCCAAUCAUCUUUGCUCUCAGCAACCCGACUGCUAAAGCUGAGUGCAAUGCAGAGGACGCCUAUGGCCUCACACAGGGUCGGUGUCUGUUUGCCAGUGGCAGUCCGUUUGGUCCUGUAACUCUGGAUGACGGCAGAAUACUGAUUCCAGGACAGGGAAACAACGCUUACAUAUUCCCAGGUGUGGCUCUGGCUGUGAUCCUCAGUGGAGUCAGACACAUCAGUGAUACGGUGUUCCUUGAAGCUGCCAAGACCCUGGCAGAUCAGCUGACUGAUGAGGAGCUGAGUCAAGGUCGGCUUUAUCCUCCACUGUCCAACAUCAGAGAGGUGUCUGUGCAGAUGGCUGUCAAGGUGGUGGAGUACUUGUACAGUAAGGGCAUGGCAUUCCGGUACCCGGAGCCAGUGGAUAAGGAGGCGUAUGUGAGAUCAGUCGUGUGGAACACGCAGUACGACUCCUUCCUCCCCGACACCUAUGACUGGCCCGGUGUCUCCCACAGCCCCAUACUCGACUAAUCCCCACACCUGCGACUGGCCCGGUGUCUCCCACAGCCCCAUACUCGACUAAUCCCCACACCUGCGACUGGCCCGGUAUCUCCCACAGCCCCAUACUCGACUAAUCCCCACACCUGCGACUGGCCCGGUGUCUCCCACAGCCCCAUACUCGACUAAUCCCCACACUCAUGUUGAUCCCUAGUACUGCAGUAACACUCCUCCUGAUAAUCUGAAUUCACAACCUCACUAUUGAAGGAAAACUCCAGCUGUGUGUGUGUAUUACAAUUAUAAAUAUUAAAGAUAAGCAUAAUCAAGAAAUAAUACACAUAUGCUCUACACACACACACACACACACACACACACACACACACACACACCCACUCCUGAUGCACGUAUACACACACACACUCCUGAUGCAGGCAUACGCGCACACACUCCUGAUGCGCACACACACACACACACUCCUGAUGCACACAUUUCCUCGCACUUUUGUGUAAUGAACAAAAUCCUCCAGUAAGCUUCACCUGUGUGAAAGAAUAGCUGCUAUCAUUCACAACACUGGAGUCUGUCCUGGGAAAAUUUGGUGUGAGGCAGGAAAACACCCUGGAUGGAGAGCCAGUCCACACACUGUUGUGUUCUUGUGAAGAAUGUGGGGAACCCACAUGGUGGAGAACAUGUGAAGCUCCACACAGACAGUAACCCGAGAUCAGGAUGGAACCCUGAAGCUGUAAGGAAGUGAUGAUACCUGCUGCUGAUAACAUCCGUCCCCUCCUGAAGGCAUCAUCACCGCUCGGCUCGCUCCUGUAGUUGUGUGUGUGUCUGCAGCAGACUGAUAUUAUUUAAAAUAUGAAGUGAGUAAUGAGCACCAACACACCGCGUGCUAAUGACUGCAGUUUUAGUUCAUUACAGCAUCCCUGACUUCUCAGUGUAGCACUGUGAGUGUGUAAGUUAUGUGAAUGAACAGAGCCACGACAAGAUGAUGAUGAUUAUUAUUAUUAAUAUUAUAAGAGCUUUGGUGUUUAGCUGCGACUGUACUGUACACUGAAUUUAUUCCAUUUCAGUUGGACGUUGCUUUGGGUAAAAGUUUUUGCUUUAUGAAUAAAUGUAUAAAAUAUAA